Molecule: messenger RNA, 1455 nt
Organism: Diplodia corticola
Lineage: Eukaryota; Fungi; Ascomycota; Dothideomycetes; Botryosphaeriales; Botryosphaeriaceae
Product: galactan-beta-galactosidase
Exons: 9
Coding region: 1-1455 (484 amino acids)
Biological process (GO): carbohydrate metabolic process
Molecular function (GO): hydrolase activity, hydrolyzing O-glycosyl compounds
Source: RefSeq, a predicted model, not a curated record
AUGCGGGUUGAAGCUUUGUUCUCCGUGCUGUUCGCGGCUGUGGUUGCUCAUGCAAAGUACAUCGUACCCGGCGGGCGAUGGCACGACACAGAUGGGAACCUGAUCAAUGCGCACGCCGGCGGCAUCACCGUCGAGCCGGAGACGGGGAAGUUCUACUGGUUCGGAGAGUACAAGAUCGAAGAGCAAGAGGAAGGCGGAGGCGUAACCGUGUAUAGCUCCGAGGACCUGGCCACCUGGACGUAUGAGGGUCUUGCGCUGUCACCCAUCGAAGGCCACCCGUACAUCUCGCCCGAGCACAUCAUCCAACGGCCCAAGGUCGCGUAUAGCGAGAGCCUGAACCAGUACCACAUGUGGUGGCAUGCCGACAACUCAACGUACGGCUGGCUGCUGCAAGGCUUCGCGACGGCCGACACGAUCGCGGGGCCCUACACCUUCGUCAACGCCACCGCGCCGCUCGGCAACUGGUCGCAGGACUUCGGCAUGUUCACCGACUACAAGGACGGCCGCACCUACGCGCUCUACUCCAACGGCGACAGCAAGGAGGGCCGCGACGUGUACCUCACCACCUUCAACGACGACAUCACCGACCUGGCGGACGUCGUCCAUCGCUGGGACAAGUUCGACCUCGAGGCCCCGACCAUCGUGCAGACGGAGAAGAGCUACUACGCGCUGAUGAGCCACAAGACGGGGUACCGUCCAAACAAUGUGGUGGCUUUCCGCGCGGAUUCGCUCGCCGGUCCCUGGUCACAGCCUUUCAUCGUGGCGCCGCUGAACACGCGGACUUUCAGCUCUCAAUCAGGCUUUUCGUUGCGCAUUGUUGGAGAAAAUAAAACCACCUAUCUUUAUCUCGGUGAUCAGUGGGACAGUAACUCUCUUUGGGAGAGCCGGUACAUCUGGCUUCCCCUCAACAUCGAUGACGAGAAAAAGACACUUGAAAUAGAGUGGCAUGACGUGUACGACUUGGAUGUCAAAUCUGGAGAGUGGAGUCCUGUCGAAGGAACCGCAUACUACGGAGUGGAUGCUAGCACGAGUGGAAGCGCUUUCAAGCAGGAGGCGAAUUUCGCCAGCCAGGGAACGAUAGUGACAGGAAUCUACGGCAACGAUAGCACCGUGACGUUUGAGGGUGUCGAAGGCACCGGGAAGGACCAAUGGGUCUCCUUCUAUUAUGAGAACAUCGACGACAUGGGCUUUGGAGAUCAGCCUGGCGGCUCUCCUGACCGCAUCGGCGGGUCUUGGCAGCUCCGACGCAUAAGCAGUGUCGUAGUCAACGGCGACACGCAAAACGUGCACACCCUCUACCAACGUGAUACGCACAAGGGGAUCAUCCUCUCCACGCCGCUCCUCCUCCCGCUCAAGGAAGGCUCAAACACGAUUACCGUCGGCGGACUGAGCAACGGUUUCGAUCUGAAGGGCGCGGACUUGGACAAGAUCGUCGUGUACCCGCCACAGGAGUAG